GUCCACGUGGCAGAGUCGGACUCUUUCAAGAGCCCCUUUUGAAACGCACCUCGUGUUGUUGCAAUACCAACAGCGGCCAUUGGGUGGCAGUAUGGGACCGCGACGGGUCGCCACAGGUCGAGGAGGAGGAGAAGAAGAAGAAGGAGGCGGAGGCGGUGGAGCGCUGUCAUGGCGGCCAAGGUGGCGAUGGUGGCUGUCCCAACAGUGCUGGGUUUCGCCUCCAUCAGAGUUUAUACUGUCAGUCAGACACCCACCAACUUCCAGUCAACGCGAGAGCAGCUGAACGUCUACACACCCCUGCCGUGGUCCACUCAGUCUCAUGGAGUGUCGCAGCAGCCCGGCAUCAUUGAGAGCAGUGUCACCUCUGCGAGACAUGGAGUCUUGCCUUUCGUUCACGCAGUGAAGGGGGCUUGUGUCUCUGUGAAGAAGGGGGGUAUAAAUCUAUACCAUGCCGGACAGGAUGUGUACUAUUACUUGAAAGACCCGCCUCCGGGUUUCCUUCCCAGAUCUGGUACCAUCGCCAUGGCUGGCCUUCUUGGCAUGUUCUUGGCACGGAAAGGUUCUCGCUUGAAGAGGUUGGCGCUUCCUUUGGGCCUGAUGACGGCGGGAGCCACUCUGUGCUACCCGGCUCAAGCAGUGGCUGUGUUUAAGGUAACAGGCAAGACGGCGUACGCUGCUGGUCGAUGGAGCAGCUCGACGGUGUCUUCGCUGUUCAGCUCCAAGGCCCCUGGAGCUCCAGACGCCGCCGCUGCUGCACUAGUCCCAGUGAACGGCAGUCUUCGACAUUCUGAGCGUCAGGCAUCAGAAGUGCCGGACACCGCCGCGGCUGAGGAGGCUCAGCCCGCUGCUUGUCACGCCUCAGAGCCCAGCGCCGCCUCAGAAGAGUCCACUCAGAGUGCUGAAGUCUCCAAGACUGAAGCAGCCGAGUCUCUCCCAGUCUCCCCAGAGCUCAUCAUCGCGGCCGCUGAGGAGACUUCAGCGCAGGAGUCGCCUGACCACACCCUUACUGAGGCACUGUCAGCUGAGACAAGUUCUCCCGGUGAGGAUGUCAGGCUUGAAAGUCGCUCAUUAUCAGAGCACGUCUCUGCUGCUGUCAGUCCGGAUGAACCCACGUUACACUUGGAUCCGGAGACAGGAGAGGUGGCCCUGGCUGAGGAAGCCCCCCCCCCGACCCCCAUGCAGCUGGAAGCUCCGGCUAUUCAACCAGAACCGGAGUCGUCGGACAAUUCAGCUGCCGCAGCAGAGGUGGAGACCACGACACCGUCACACUCGUCACCUCCUGUUGAGCAGCCAGGGGCCGAUAACAGCAAAGCUCGACUGGUCUAAGGAUGGAAGGUGGUGUCAUGACCCCCCGCUCCUCUGCUGCACCUGUAAGUGAAACAUCGGCUUCCCGGUGAGCCGCCACAGCUUUUCAACAGCUGUCCGCAGGAUGACGAGAGCUCCUCCGGGGGGCGCUAUUCUCCUGUGCCUGGUCAGGUUGCUGCUGUCCUCCUGACCUGUCGAACAUGUACAGUGCUUUGGUUUGUCUGAGCAACACAGCACCAACAUGGGAUCGUGUUCACAUUGUCUCAUCGCACACCUCUGCCUCUCCUUUCUCCCCGCCUCUGCUAUUCCCAGAAACUGGCUGACUCAGCAGAUGAAGGGGACACAAUCUUGCCAGAAAGCCUGUCAGCUAAGAGCUUCACUUAUGUUUUCACUGCGCACCCUUCUUCCUCCCGCGUUAUUAAUGGCCACAGUUUCGCCUGGAAACAGCUCAACAGGCGACUUUGGGCGUCCUAAUGGGUUUUUGCACAGAGAGGAAGCCAACAGUGGAGUGAACAAUGUGUCGAGAAAGUUGCCAAGACUUCACAAUCAUGUAUGACGAGGCUCUGAGAAGUGGUCUAUCCGUGGUUUCAUUAUUGUAGUUGCUUUCACUGUGAUGCCGUUCCUCGUGAAAGAAUCUGCUGUCAAUGUGGGCCGGCACUGCUUCAGUCUUGGUUUUGAUCAGGCAGCCGUGUCAGGAAGAAGCCCUACAUGAAGUGCAAUAGCCAAGUCAAUAGAUUAUAUUAAAGUCAUGGAUUAUUUAAAAGGCUGAAAAAAAUAUAUGAUGACAUGUCAUAUCCAUGUAUAAAUUAGGUUUUUUUUCUUUAAUGCAUAGAUUUACAAUACAUAGAUAAAACAAAUGUGUAAAGUAAUAAUUUAUUAUAAAUAUAAUUAUAUAUAAAUAUGAACACAUUAUAUUUAUAGCUGUAAGAUCAAAUAAAUGGGUGCAUGUAGAUAAAACAACUGGUAAUUAGAAUUAAAAUAAAAAUGAGCUCAUGAAUAUCCAGUAAACCAAUUAAAUUAAUUACAAACGUAUGAAUCUUAAAAAUAAAACAAUAUAUAAUUUACAUCGUUGAAUAUAAAAAUCUUCUGAAAUAUGAAUCAUUGAAGACAAAUGCAAUAUUAAAUAAAUGAAUCAAUGAUUGGGAUGAAAAUAAAUGAAUGCAUCAUUUCAUGCCUUAACACAUUUUUAUUGUCCAAUAUGCAUUUUUUUUUUCCAUUUAAACCUAUCCACAUACUACAUCUGUCAUUCACUGUGUCUAAAGUGAAAGCAAAUGCAGCAAACCUAAGUUCACUGCUACUGUCCUGUUUCAGUUUCACAUCUCAGCUUCAUGAGGUUCUGCUGGUUGCAUGAGCUGAAAAAAAAAAAAAAGCGGAAUAAUGAAUCUAUCACUAUCGCUCUGUGUGCAAGAAGAAAGCGAGACCAUUCUGCCUCACAGGAAACACUCGACAUGAAAAUCACGUCCUGCUCCGCGCGGCCUGAGAACGCGCCCUCUGCCACAGCAUGUUUUUGCUUAUUUUCGCCAGCUUGCCGAGCAGGACGCGGGUAUCUUCAAACAUCUUUGUGGUAUUUUUACUGCUCCUCCGAGGGACCGGACCUCAUAAACUCUGCAUGAGGUCGGACCAAGUCAUGGCCCCCGGGACCCGCUGUGUGUGUUUGCUCACACAAGUCUCAUGGAGGAAGUGGACAGUGUCAGAUCGAUUGCAGGUUAACGCUGAGGUCUGGAACAGACCAGAACUGGGAUCAUCUCUUUUAUUUUUGCGCUUAUUUAAGAGACAUUUCAAACAGUAUGAUGUCUUUUAAAUUCAAAUGAUUUUGUUCGAAUAAAGAUGGGUGUCUCCAAAAGAAAGAAGAACUUGUUAGAAGUUUACAGAGCGAGAACAGUGCCCUGAGGUGUCCCUGUCGUGGUGGCGUCCGAAACACAUGCGAGCUCAAGUGUGCUUUUUAUUCAGAACCGUGG
Synchiropus splendidus (mandarinfish) is the source of this 3263-nucleotide messenger RNA. RefSeq names its product apolipoprotein O-like (gene apool). The record is from RefSeq and is a predicted model, not a curated record. The transcript has 11 exons. Gene Ontology annotation, biological process: cristae formation. Gene Ontology annotation, cellular component: MICOS complex. The coding region runs from base 169 to 1326 and encodes 385 amino acids. NCBI's taxonomy places the organism in Eukaryota, Metazoa, Chordata, Actinopteri, Syngnathiformes, Callionymidae.